Molecule: messenger RNA, 9922 nt
Organism: Leucoraja erinaceus (little skate)
Lineage: Eukaryota; Metazoa; Chordata; Chondrichthyes; Rajiformes; Rajidae
Gene: sidt2
Product: SID1 transmembrane family, member 2
Exons: 26
Coding region: 3857-6424 (855 amino acids)
Cellular component (GO): membrane
Source: RefSeq, a predicted model, not a curated record
CGUUACUCCAGCAUUUUGUGUCUACCUUUGGGUUAACCUACAAACCUGUACGUCUUUGGAGCGUGGGAGGAAACCCGGAGCUCCCGGAGAAAACCCACGUAGGUCACGGGGAGAAUGUGCAAACUCCAUACAGACAGCACCCGUAAUCAGGAUCGAACUCGGGUUUCUGGCGCUGUAAGGCAGCAGCUCCACUGUGUACCUCAGUACACGUGACAACAAACUAAACUGAAGUCUGAGAUACCAUUUACAUUUGUUGGACCUACAAGAACUUAGGAUGUUCUGAAAAGAUUGGCUUUUCCUGGCAAAUGCUUACUCAUCCAUCAAUGUUACUGAAACAUGUGCUUUGGCUGUGACCACAUUGUGGAAGUUGCUGGGGGCUUUUUGGGCUCUUCCUAGAUUGCAACAUAAAGGCUACAUCUUCUCUUGCUGUGAGGAACUAUUCAUUUCGCAAGCCAAUGCAGCAAGGAGCAACUCCACGCUCCAAGCCUGUUUGUCUGUUGACUCCCUAUUUUUGAGUAACCACAAGAUCACACAUUAAUUAUGAAACCAUUUCUCAAUCAUAAAUCUUUUUUUUUUUUAAACUCACGUUAGAUAUUUCUCGGCAUUAUCCCUUUACAUCAAAGUCUUAAUAAACAUGAGUCUACACCCUGAGGUAGACACAAAAUGCUGGAGAAACUCAGCGGGUGAGGCAGCAUCUAUGAAGAGGUCUACACUCUGACUUCUCUUCCCCAUAGCACAGGAAAUUCUGAUAAUAGAGACAAAGGAGGCUUAGAUUAGUUUAGGAACCAGGCCCUUCUUCGCACUGACCAGAAAUCCCCGUACACCAGCAUUACCCAACACACGAGAGGCAACUUACAAUUUUUAUCGAAGCCAAUUAACCGGCAAACCUGUACGUCUGGAGUGUGGGAUGAAACCGGAGCACCCGGAGAAAACCCACAAGGUCACAGGAGGAAUGGACAAACUACACGCAGACAGCACCCGUGGUUAGGGUGGAAUCUGGUAUCUCUGGUGCUGCAAGGCAGCAAACAAAGAUCAUAGAGCAGAAGGUGACUCCGGACUGUCAAAGCCACCACAACCAGGCAUAAAAACAGCUUUUUUUCCCACGAAUAGUAGCUCUACUCAUCACCAAAAGUGCAGAAACUGGCCCUUCAGCCCACCAAAUCUUGAGCUGUAUUUUGUUUCAUUCUUCACAUGUGUAAAUUAUAAUGUUUUAUUUUAAAUUGUCUAGUACUGUAUAUUGUGUUGUUACUUGCGACCAAAUUACCAGGGCAAAUUCCUUGUAUGUGUAUAUACUGGGGUCAAAAAAAAAUUAAUUCAUAGGUCUUAAAAUCUUUAAUAGGAGGAAAAAAUGAAGUGAAGAACGACAUUCAGGGAAGCAUCUCCUUGAUGCAGUGGUUGUGGUGAAGCUGUGUGAGGCCGUGGGGACACUGAUGUGAAUUCCACACCAGCCGCCUUUUGCCACCAAAGUAAAGCCCCACCCAAGCUGGGAAACAAGGUGUGGAUUCCUAUCACACCGACCAUCACAAUGUUUCAGAAGCAUCUGGAUGAGCACUUGAACUGCCAAAGAAAAGUGGAUUACUGAUCCAGGGACUCAUAGUCACACAGCACGGAAUAUGUAGGAAGGAACUGCUGAUCCCACUCUCUCUGUUCCUCCCCUACCCUAGUUCUCCGACUAGUUUCACUCUCCCUGAUUAAUUUUAUUGAUUGUAUGCCUCGUUGUCACCUUCCCCUCAGCAGUGAACCAUUCACUUUGAUCUGUCUUUUCCACACCUUACCCUUCCAUAUCUCUAGUCUCCCUCUCCCCUGACUCUCAGUCUGAAGAAGAGUCUCGACCCAAAAUGUCGCCCGUUUCUUCUUUCCAGGGAUGCUGCUUGUCCCGCUGAGUUACUCCAGCAUUUUGUGUCUAUCAUACAGCACAGGAACGGGGUCUUCAGCCCAACUUGCCAAUACUGACCCAGUUGCCCCAUCUACACUAGUCCCACCUGCUCCCACUUUGACAGUGUCGUCUGGCCAGUGUCCUUUGACAGCUCGUUCCAUAUACCCUCUGUGUGAGAAAAUUGCCUCUCGCAUUCGUAUUAAAUCUUUCCCCUCUCACUUUAAACGUAUGUUCCCUGGUUCUUGUUCCCCAACUCUGGGUAAAAGACUCUGUGAAUUUACACUAUCCAUUUCCUUCAAAAUCAUACACACCUUUAUAACAUCACCCCUCAUCCUCCUAACCUGCCCAACCUCACCCCACAGCUCAGGCCCUCAUCUCCUGGUCUACUCUCUGCACUCAUUCCAGCUUUAACAACAUCCUUCCUAAAGCAGGGUGACCAAAACUUAAAACCAUACUCCAAAUGCAGCCUCACCAGUAUCUUGUACAACUGUAACACAACAUCCCAACUUCCAUAUUCAAUACCCUGACUGAUGAAGGCAAUGUACCGAAAGCUUUCUUCACCAUCCUAGCAACCUGUGACACGCGUUUCUAGGUACAAUAUACCUGCACUCAUAGAUCUCUCUGCUCGGUGACACGUCCCAGGGCUCAACCCUUUACUGUGAUCAUCCUGCCUUGGUUUGACUUCCCAAAAUGUAGCACUAAUCUACAUUCAACCCCAUUAACCAUUCCUCAGCCCACUUGCCCAACUGACAAUAGACAAUAGAUGCAGGAGUAGGCCAUUUGGCCCUUUAAGCCAGCACCGCCAUUCAAUGUGAUCAUGGCUGAUCAUCCCCAAUCAGUACCCCUUUCCUGCCUUCUCCCCAUAUCUCCUGACUACGCUAUUUUUAAGAGUCCUAUCUAGCUCUCUCUUGAAACUGAUCAAAGUCCUGCUGUAAUUUUUGGUAAUCAUCUUCGCUAUCUUUGAUACCAGCUAGUUUAAUUGUCAGUUAUAAGUUACUAAUUAUGCCUUGUACAUUCUCAUCCAAAUUGUGACUACAAACCACAACCAGCAAUGGGCCUAGCACCAAUCCCUGAGGCAAUCGCAUAGCCUCCAGUCCGAAAAACAACCUUCCACCAACACCCUAUAUACAUAAAUAUAAUGGGCGGUUUUCCAAAUGGUUAUUGAUUUGACUGGGGUUGGGAUAAGCAGCUGCGUGUCUCGGAGGUAGACACAUCCUUGUUCUUUAAAAUGGGUUUUUUCCGUACACGUGGGAAAAUAGGCAGGGUUUGGGGUUAAACUCUUCCCGGUACCUGUGGCAGAGUAGCACCCAGUGCCAACAUACAUUGUUUGUACUGAAGUCUCCAGACAGCAUUGACUGAUUCACUGCUACCUGAAAUGAGGCAAACGUGACACAGUAAACAGCUAAUAAAUCUAUAUCAUGUUUUGUUUUUUAACACUAAAAUCCCCUCCGCAGAGUCUUGCAGACGGUUGUGAAGGAAUUGAACCAGGGGGGUGUCAAUGGGGGGGUUGCUUUUCGUGUAGGUCGGAGCUCAGCUGGAAGGCUUGGCUGGCGGCGGAUGACGUCGCGUUUGUUUACCCGGGGCGGCUUGUUGCAGCAGCGGCAGCGGCAGGGUCGAGAGGACGGGGCUGGAGGGAGCGGCAAUGCAGGAGGUUGUGGCCGGGUUGUGAUGAAUAAGGAGCGGCGGCCAAAGUGACCGGUGGCAGCAGCAGCAGCGGCCACUUCCUGGUUGGACCUUUGUGUGGGCUGGCAGCGCGCUCGCCAUUGGUGGAGGCGGCGGCAAAGUGAUACAUUCUCCGGCCGAUGUAGCAGUUUGCGGUGUCUCCGCUCCAACACAACAUCAUCGCUGCUGCUUCCAGCACCACCACCACCACCACCACCAGUCCGCUUCCUCCCUAACCCCCGUGGGCAUGGCUUCUUCCCACUGCCCCGAGAACGCUGCAGCCCACACACAGGAAGCCUGAAGCCCGAUCCCAGUGCAAUGCGGGCACACCAGUCCACAUUACACGGCGGCGGCGGCGGCUCCACCAUCUUCACCAUCAUGCCAACCCGAUCCCGUUCAGCCUGGACUUUACUACUGCACGUCUUUCUCCUCAGCUCCCCGGUGCCCACGGGGGUCCUGGGACAAGAGAUUAUCCAAGUCAAGGGUGUUUUCGACAGAGUCUAUCUGGUGGUUGUCAACAACAGCGUGCAGAAGAUAUUCGCUUUCAAUCACACGGUUUCCCGGGACAAGACAGAGGGGGUGCGUGUCCAUGUUAACGUUCUCUCCGAACAAGCCAAAAACCCUGUGCUCUUCGUGAUCCGGCAGCAGAAAGCGGUGGUCUCCUUCCAAGCACCACUCAUGCUCAGGGGACUGUACCAGAGGAAAUACAUCUACCAGGAUGUGAGUCGCACACUUUGCCAAUCGGAGGUGAAGAGUGAAUUGCAGAUGCAGUACUUCUAUGUGGAUGUCUCCACCCUGUCGGAAAAGAACGCCUCUGUCCAGCUCUACGUCAAACGCAUCAAGCACUUCAUCCUCGGAACUGCAGAACCGUUCAAGUUUAACGCAACACCGUCUCAGCCGCAGUACUUUAGGUACACGUUUUCUGAUGGCGAGGAGUCCGUAAUCGUGAAAGUGACCUCGGAUUCCGUGUUUCCCUGCUCCGUCCUCUCCAUUCAGGAUGUUCUGUGUCCUGUCAAUGACCUGGACAACAAUGUGGCGUUUAGUGGUACCUAUCAAACCAUGACCAAGAAAGGAGCCAUAACCAUACAGCGGAAGGAUUUCCGAAACAGCAGUUUUUACGUGGUGGUGGUGGUGAAGACGGAGGACGAGGCGUGUGGAGGGGCCCUGCCCUAUUACCCCUUGAAAGAAGAUGAGCCAAUGGGUUUGGGAAAUCGGAGCAAGAUUCUGACAGUAACUGUGGUGCCAGCUGUGAAUUCUCUGGCCUACGUCAACGGGGUGCUCUUCAGCCUGGGGAUUUUCCUGGCGUUUUACCUGCUCACACUGCUCAUCGCUUGCUGGGAGCACAGCAGGCAACAAAACAAAAGGGAGAGACUUCUGGGCAAAAUGUCACCUCCGGAUCAGUGUGGAGGUGGUUACAAUUCCCAGAGUCCCGACCUCUACACUGGAAGUCCAGCAUGUCCGAGCUACGGAUCCUGUGAGAAUGGUUCCACUCUUGGCUCUGAGGCCAUUACAGACAGCAUGGAGUCCGAUUCUACGUACGGCUACAUGGAGCGCCCCCUGGAGAACGUGAUCCGCCCACGCCUCGAUUCCCUCAGCUCCAUCGAGGAAGACGAGUACGACACACUGGCGGACAUCGACUCCGACAAAAACGUCAUCAGAACCAAGAAGUUUCUGUACGUCUCCGACCUUUCCCGGAAGGACAAGCGUGUCCUCAGUAAAAAGUACAAGAUCUACUUCUGGAACAUUGCGACGAUCGCGGUUUUCUACGCCUUGCCGGUGAUUCAGCUGGUGAUCACGUAUCAGACGGUUUUCAAUAUCACAGGGAAUCAGGAUAUCUGUUACUACAACUUCUUGUGUGCUCAUCCCUUGGGUGUGCUGAGUGCAUUCAAUAAUAUCCUGAGUAACCUUGGUUACCUGAUGCUGGGCCUGCUGUUCCUUCUCAUUGUUCUGCAGCGUGAAAUCCUGCACAAACGAGCCCUGAUGCGGAACGACGUCUGUGCCCUGGAAUGUGGAAUCCCAAAACACUUUGGGUUAUUUUACGCGAUGGGGACGGCGUUGAUGAUGGAGGGCCUCCUCAGUGCCUGCUACCAUGUCUGCCCAAACUACACCAAUUUCCAGUUUGACACGUCCUUCAUGUACAUGAUAGCCGGCCUUUGCAUGCUGAAACUCUACCAGAAGCGUCACCCAGAUAUCAACGCCAGUGCCUACUCUGCCUACGCCAGCCUUGCCUUGGUCAUCUUCAUCUCCGUGUUGGGAGUGGUCAUUGGAAAGGAUUACAUUGUAUUCUGGGCAGUUUUCUCCUUCAUUCACAUAUUGGCCACACUGCUGCUCAGCAUACAGCUCUAUUACGUGGGUCGCUGGAAACUGGAUGUAGGGAUAUGCAGAAGGAUUAUUCGUGUAAUUUAUUCUGACCACAUCAGGCAAUGCAGUGGACCUGCUUAUAUAGAUCGGAUGGUGUUGCUGAUCAUGGGGAACAUUGUGAACUGGUCAUUAGCUGCAUACGGACUUAUUCUGAGGCCGAAGGAUUUUGCCUCCUACUUGCUGGCAAUUGGGAUCUGCAACCUGCUGCUGUAUUUUGCAUUUUACAUCAUCAUGAAGUUGCGGAGUGGUGAACGGAUUCGAGCCAUUCCACUGAUCUGCAUCAUCUGUACGGCGGUGGUCUGGGGAUUCGCUCUCUUCUUCUUCUUCCAGGGUCUCAGCACAUGGCAGAAAACGCCGGCAGAAUCCCGGGAGCACAACAGAGACUGCAUCCUGCUCGAAUUCUUUGACGAUCAUGACAUUUGGCAUUUUUUGUCCUCCAUAGCACUAUUCGGAUCUUUCCUUAUCUUGCUGACCCUAGAUGAAGACUUGGAUGGGGUACCGAGGGACAAAAUCUACGUGUUCUAAGGGCUGGAGGAGCUGAUGUACAGGAACAGGGACUGCACUGCAGACGUGAUGCCUCCAUCACUUGCGGCACCUUCCUCCGGAGGCAAGGGGGUGGGGGGUGGGGACAGGACCUGCAGGGCCGUUGCCAGCAAGUUGAGGAGGCGCUGGGGCCAGUUGCUUUGUGCUAGCCCAUGACUGCUGCCUUGCCGCAGAGCCUCCAGGAGGAGGGCAUGGAGCGAAGACGGUGGCUUGGCUUUGUCCAAUGUUGAUUGGCCCUGCGAUUGUUCCAGACCCAGCAUCAUCUCCAUCUUGCCUCCCAAUGUUACUUGUCUAAGAGGCUGCUCAUGUUCGAAGAAGCCGGAUAAAACGGCGGCAAAAAUGGAAAAUGAUUCUUCAGUGGCGACCCUUCUCUCCCCACUUGUAUCAGUCCUAACCAAAGCCGCACAGCCGAGAGGAGAGAAUGAUAUCAGAAGAAGAAGAUAUCCCUGGUUUUAAAAACAAAAUAGCCUUGUUGGUGCCGUGCCACAGCCUCGCGAAUGGAAAACCGCGCAGGUGAAGCGUUUGCGGAAACGUAGACUGGGUUAGGUUGUGGGAUCGGCGUUGGACCCGCCCCGGCGUUGGACCCAGCCCCGCGGAGCUCAUGCAUUAAGCCCAACCCAAGGGGUGGUCUUUGAGUUCCCGGUGACCAACCUGUGGGGCAACAUUGGCUUUCAAAGCGCCAAUAAAACUUGUUUGUUGGCUAGGACGUUGGUUUAGCCAACGCAUGGGCCCCAGCUAUGCCUGCAGAAAAUGAAGGCCGAGAUCCGUACCUCUAAGCCAAACUAAGAUGGUGGACCUCUGUUGGCCAGGAGAUCGUAGGUAAAAGUCGACUGAAUCUUGCACUGGUUCCUGAAUCAUGUCAAAAGGAACGUGUCAGAAUGAAACAAUGACAAACUUGAUCUAAACGUUGGUGCUUAUCCACCCUGCUGGUUGAAGUUUGGCGUUAGGUUGCACUGAAGUGGCCCCCACUUGUGUUCAGUUCACAGACACUGCAAGCAACACUUAGAUUAUGUUUGGUAUCUGCACCAUGCACAACUUGCCCUAAAAACCGAUCCCUGGCUGGUAGUUCUACACAGUUGCAGGACGGGAGGGCAGAGUAUAAUAUGUCUCUAUGCUGUAUGUCCCUGCUAUAAACCAGGGCUGAAUUUCAAGGGAAUUUUACUUUUGCUGGGUGUAAUAUGAAAAUAUUAUUUCCUCUACGUUUUACUGUAGAAUAUCUCCCCCCCACCCCCCACCCCGUUGAAGAACCUUCCCCAGCAUGGGAUCAGUAUUCAGGACUAUGUUUUACAUUGUAAGCUGCUUUCAUUGUUUGACCACGGGUUAACACUUGCCUACUUCUGUUGCGUUGACUUGGUGGUUUAAUCCAAGAUGUGUCUUCUGUUUAAAGUGCUCAGGUUAAUUUUCGCGGGGAGUUUGAGUAGGUUUUCCCGGUACUUCUCUCCAAGUUAGCCGCCCGUAUCCGCACGGUAUUACACGGGCGGUAUCUCCAGUUGUCACUUCCAUGCAUUAGACUUUCAACGUGCCGUGUCUGUGCUCCCACUCACAAACGUUGCCUAUUUCCUUCGCUCCAUAGAUGCUGCUGCACCCGCUGAGUUUCUCCAGCACUUUUGUCUAGCUUCCCACUCACAAAGACGUCUCUGAGCAGCGGAGAGAGACACAAAAUGCUGGAGCAACUCAGCGGGACAGGUAGCAUCUCUGGAGAAAAGGAAUGGGUGACGUUUCGGGUCGAGACCCUUCUUCAGACUGAGAGUCAGGGGAGAGGGAGUCCAGAGAUAUGGAAGGGUAAGGUGUGAAAAUGACAGAUCAGAGCAGACAAAGAUAAGGAAAUGUAGAAUGUUUCAUUGUUGGCUGAGGUCAAGGUGACAAGGGCUCGUACAAUCAGUAAAAUUAAUCAGGACUGUGAAACUAGUAGAAGAACUGGGGUGGGGAGGGACGGAGAGAGAGGGAAAACAAGGGUUACUUGAAGUUAGACAAAUCAACAUUCAUACCACUGGGUUGUAAGAUAGACACAGCAAGCUGGAGCAACUCAGCGGGACUGGCAGCAUCUAUGGAGAGAAGGAAUGGGUGACGUUUUGGGUCCAGACCCUUCUUCAGACUGGCUGCCCAAGCAAAAUAGGAGGUGCUGUUCCUUUAAUUUGUGUUGGGCCUCACUUGACAGUAGCUGUUUGGCAUUCAUGGGCAUACAGUCAUGCCAGGUAUGUGCCUGAUAACUGCAUGGAUGCAGCUUAACCCACAGGGCUCAUUUCGAUUAGAGACGCCAGCAAUGACAGUGUCCGACUGAAGGCUGCACUGGUUGGGAAAGUGAUAUCUAGCUUCCUUGAUGUGUGGGAUGUAUCAUUUAUUUUUGUUUUGUAUUGUAACUAUUCUUUGUGGGGCAAAGGUACGAUUUUGCAUGAAAUCCCACCAAUGGCAACACUUACUUACAAGGUGUACAAUUUACCAUCCAAAGACCAAAUGGUUUGCAAGACAGCACAAGUGCCAUUGUCUGCGUUUCGAUUGUUUGCAGCGCACAGUUAGAGACAUAAUACAUAAAAUACAUGGGGACGGAGUCUUGGGGAAUGACCCUUCCAGCGUUGCUUCUCAGAACAGCAACUAUAGAUAAUAUAGUCUUCUUCUUGCGUAUGGCGUGCACAGCCUAAAGUUGUAGGACAACUUGUUCUAUUUGAUCUUAUUUGAUUGUGCACGCCAGGUUGAUUGCAUUCGUCGAAACAGGGCGGACCACGUGAAGGUUGCAAUCUCCUACCCCAGGUGUAGUUAAGUCCUAUGACUAGAGGUCAGCCCGUUAUUAAUUGGAUAGCCAGAAUUUAGUAGGCUGUGGACAUUAUUUGAUGAUGUAGAUGGAAUACCACGGCAUCAAAUCUCCGUCCUAUAGUUGGUGUUGGAAUGAUGAUGUGCCUGAACUACUUGUAGAAAAUUCUGAUUUUGGCUGGCUCAGGGAAUUGUUCAAGAUUUUGGGUACGUUUAUUUUUUAAGAAGAUACUUUGAGUUAAUUACCAAUUUUUUUUUUUUUUUGGCAACAUUGCAUUUGCAGAGGCCCCUGUUGACGUCUUCAUUUCACUGGCAUCGUGUGUGAAGAGUUUGGAGGGGCAGUGGGUUCACAGGGUGUAGAUGAGUGAGAGGGUGUUGGCAUUGGGAGUGGGGUGUCUUUACCACUAGGUGGUGCUGCUCAACCUUUGUCUGAGCUGGAGAGAGAUGGUCAAAGCAAGAUAUUCCAUUGUACCCGUAACUAACGCCAACCUGUGCAUCUGACAAUAACUCAACUUGACUUGACGAAAGUCUUAUUUCUGAUGUUCAUAUGAAUGGGAUCAUAUCAGGGAUAAAGGGAUCAGGGGGUAUGGAGAGAAGGUAGGUACGGGACACUGAGUUGGGUGAUCAGCCAUGACCAUAUUGAAUGGCGGUGCAGACUCGAAGGGCCGAAUGGCCUACUCCUGCACCUAAUUUCUAUGUUUCUAUGAAUGAGUGGCCCAUUCAGUUUGUGGG